AAACAAGAAAAUCCAAAACUGAAGCCCCGUAUCUUUCUACUCAAACUCAGUGAACGCCAUUGAUGAAUUCCCAAUUCAGCGCCUACACCUAAAUUACAAUGGACUACAAUUACAACACAUGGGCCGGCAUACCACCAAACCCGACCCUAUACCCGAAUCCUUCAUCACAACCGGAUCCUUAUUCUUAUCAAUCUGUGCCUCAAAACCCUAACCCUAAUUCAUUUACACUCAGUUAUGGCCACACAAAUGGUCCUACUGGGGAGGCAGCGACGGUAUAUUAUCAGGACCCUAAUGUGGUGCGGCUUUUGGGGGCAAAUGAACCUUACAGGUUUGGUGAGGUAGCUGCGGUGUCCCUAAAUGGAGCAGAGAAAUUGACCCCUGCAAAUGUAAAUUCCAACUUUUCCAUCCAACCUCUGAGAAGUGGGUCUUGGGGAAGAGGCCAAAAGAGAAGUAAGAUACAGCCUGUAUGGUGUGAUGUUUGCAAACUUGAAUUUAACAGCAAAACUGUUCUUGACCAACAUAAAUUAGGGAAAAGACACAAAAAAAGUUUGGAGAAAUUAAAAGGAGGCAGUGUUAUCACCGCGACUACUUCUGCCCCUCUUGUUGCUUCUGCGGUGUCAGAUAACCCAUUCAUUGGACUGCAAAAGAAGCCUAACGAGGUCAAUUCAGUAAAUGGACAAGAUGCAGGGGAGAAGGCCAUUGAACUGGUGGAGAAUUUGGAGGCAAAGAGGCAAAAAGUUUUGGAAGGAGGAGCAGCCACAGACGAGGUCCGUAUUUGUCCCGCUUGCAGCGUGGUUUGCAACAGUGAGACUGUUUUCAAAGCUCAUCUCACAGGUAAAAAGCACAUUGCUAACAUAACAAAGCAAGAGAAGUUUUCUGCUGCUUCUGCAUCUCUUGUUCCUCCAGAGGUGUCAGUUAACACAUUUAUUGGACCACAAGAGAAGCCUAACAUAGUAAAUUCUGGAAACGGGCAAGAUGCAAUAAAGAAGGCAGCUGAGCUGAUUGAGAAUUUGGAAGCCAAGACGCAAAAAGUUUUGGAAGGAGGAGCAGCCACAAAUGAGGUCCGUAAGUGUCUUGUAUGUAAGGUGGUUUGCAACAGUGAGACUGUUUUCAGACAUCAUCUAGCUGGUAAAAAGCACAUAGCUAAUAUGAAAAAGCAAGCAUCUGGAGCUGGAGUAGCCCCUGUCAAUUAGAAUGGGAAUUUUGAGGAGAUGGCGCUUGUUCAUGUUUCUUACAGUUUUAGGACUAGUUUACUGUAAAUGAUAUUAUAUGCAAUAUGUUUGAUAGUAAUUCCUUGCUUGAAGCCAAUAAAUUUCGCGAAACAACAGGGUCGUAUCAGCUCUAUCAAAAUAAGUGGUCACUAAUUUGGCAAUUGGCUGAUUAAGCCAGAACACGAAGACCAAGUUUUUU
This is a messenger RNA of Lycium ferocissimum, 1410 nucleotides long. RefSeq lists its product as uncharacterized. Bases 99 to 1193 code for a protein of 364 amino acids. Gene Ontology annotation, molecular function: nucleic acid binding; zinc ion binding. The transcript is spliced from 2 exons. NCBI's taxonomy places the organism in Eukaryota, Viridiplantae, Streptophyta, Magnoliopsida, Solanales, Solanaceae. The record is from RefSeq and is a predicted model, not a curated record.